UGUUCCGGCGCCAGGAGGAGCCGCGCGCUGCUGGUGCUGCUGCCGCCCCCGUCUCCGUCUCCGCUGCCGUCGGUCGGGCUGCGCUCAGUUCUUCGGCGCUCAGUUCCCUCGGACCCAUCGCCGCUUCUAGACCUUGCUGCGGGUUCGGAUCUUGCCGGGAAAAUGUCUGAUGAAUUUUCGUUGGCAGAUGCGCUACCUGAACACUCCCCUGCCAAAACUUCUGCUGUGAGCAAUACAAAACCCGGCCAACCUCCUCAAGGCUGGCCAGGUUCCAACCCUUGGAAUAACCCAAGUGCUCCACCUUCUGUGCCAUCUGGACUCCCACCAAGUGCAACACCCUCCACUGUGCCUUUUGGACCAGCACCAACAGGAAUGUAUCCCUCUGUGCCUCCCACCGGACCACCUCCAGGACCCCCUGCACCCUUUCCUCCUUCUGGACCAUCAUGCCCCCCACCUGGUGGUCCUUAUCCAGCCCCAACUGUGCCAGGCCCUGGCCCCACAGGGCCAUAUCCGACACCAAAUAUGCCCUUUCCAGAGCUUCCGAGACCCUAUGGUGCGCCCACAGAUCCAGCUGCAGCUGGUCCUUUAGGUCCAUGGGGAUCCAUGUCUUCUGGACCUUGGGCACCAGGAAUGGGAGGGCAGUAUCCUACCCCUAAUAUGCCAUAUCCAUCUCCAGGGCCAUAUCCCGCCCCUCCUCCUCCCCAAGCACCAGGGGCUGCACCACCUGUUCCAUGGGGCACUGUUCCACCAGGAGCCUGGGGACCACCAGCGCCAUAUCCUGCCCCUGCAGGAUCAUAUCCCACACCAGGACUCUAUCCCAGUCCCAACAACCCUUUUCAAGUGCCUUCAGGACCUUCCGGUGCUCCACCGAUGCCCGGUGGCCCCCAUUCUUACCAUUAAGUUAACAAUGGAUGAAGAGAUGACGCUUUGCUUUUUGAAGUACAUAUAUAUAUAUGCACUUGAAUGCAUAUAUAAAAAUUGCUGUUUCAUUAUUCUUAGAGGGCAUUCAUGAAAGAACAACUCUUGCACCUCUCAGAAGAUAUCUGCCUCUUGUGCUUGGAUGUAUAGUACAUCUGAUGGAAACAAUCAGAUAAAAAUGUAAAAGUAAAUCGUUCAAAUGUGAUUUUUAUUCGGUUUUUAUGGAAAGUUAAAGUAAUUAAGUAUAUUGAAUAGCUCUUUGAUACAAUUUGUUUAAAACAAAUUUUUGAUUUGUUUAAAUUAUGAAACUAAAUACUUACAUUAUCACUUUUUCCCCUAAAUAAACACACUUUGAAAACAA
Lipotes vexillifer (Yangtze River dolphin) is the source of this 1279-nucleotide messenger RNA. RefSeq names its product mitogen-activated protein kinase 1 interacting protein 1 like (gene MAPK1IP1L). The transcript is spliced from 4 exons. NCBI's taxonomy places the organism in Eukaryota, Metazoa, Chordata, Mammalia, Artiodactyla, Lipotidae. The record is from RefSeq and is a predicted model, not a curated record. Bases 163 to 900 code for a protein of 245 amino acids.